AUAUAAAAUGGUUGAACGUGGGGAUCUUUAGGGAUACCGUCAUUUCAUUUGCAGCCACCUGAGUUAGAAGUUACCAGAGAUUUGAUCGAAAAGAUGAUUUACGAUGUCAACUCCGUUCUCUUCAAAUCCUUCCUGAGCUCGAAGUUCUCUACCGACAAAAGGAGAGGCGAGGACAAGCCAAGAGAACAGAAGCCCAAAGCCAGCGACAACAAGCCUGUGAUGAAUGAAUAAGAUUUAUCCUUUGUUUUGUAACCUUUUUAUGUUCUGAAAACAUUUUCAGUUUCAAUGGUUCAUCUUUAGUUGUUACGCU
Molecule: messenger RNA, 310 nt
Organism: Brassica napus (rape)
Lineage: Eukaryota; Viridiplantae; Streptophyta; Magnoliopsida; Brassicales; Brassicaceae
Product: wound-induced basic protein
Exons: 2
Coding region: 94-231 (45 amino acids)
Source: RefSeq, a predicted model, not a curated record